Messenger RNA from Dalotia coriaria, 8008 nucleotides. It is a transcript of the gene Cht6, whose product is annotated as Chitinase 6. The record is from RefSeq and is a predicted model, not a curated record. The transcript has 11 exons. Gene Ontology annotation, biological process: chitin catabolic process; carbohydrate metabolic process. Bases 568 to 6807 code for a protein of 2079 amino acids. Lineage: Eukaryota; Metazoa; Arthropoda; Insecta; Coleoptera; Staphylinidae. Gene Ontology annotation, molecular function: chitinase activity; chitin binding. Gene Ontology annotation, cellular component: extracellular region.
UAUGAGACCUUUUGUGUCCAAACGUAACAAAGUUUUUUAAUUAUAACUUAAUUUUGCCUGGAAAUCAAGAAAUUACUUCAAAACGCAAGUUUGUUUUGUAUCGUUGAGCGCCACGAGUUUACCUUUCACCUUACUCGCACCCAACCCAAAGCCAAAGAACAAAUCGACUUGGUGCGUCUGUCUAGUCGCGCAUUUCCUUUCGAGUCAGUCGCUUAAGAACUCUUCAGCGCGCACGGUACCACCAGUUAUUUGCUUCUUGUUAAUAACAUUGCAUCGGCGGCGCGCGCUCAGCAAACACAUAAACAUUAAGAGGCGCAUUCCUCACACUUUAUUCAUCGCAUGUUAAUUUUUAUCGCGUAUUAAAAUUCCUAGAGUGUUCGCGGUGGAUUUCCGAUUUUUUCGAAUUAAUUCGUUUUUGUAUGCAGGAGCGCAUUCACAAAGUUUACAAAGUAGAAAGCCGCCAUUCGAACGCCGCUAGGGUGUCGGACUGUGUCACAGUUUUGUGGUGACAUGUGUGUUGAUUCUUUUUAAUGAACGGAUAAGGCACGCAAAGAGAUUUUCUUCAAAAUGGGGACGCAACAUCGAUGGCUAUGGCUGUUACUGUUUAUGUUUAUAAAAAUACUAGAAACAUCAUCAAAGGAAUUAAGAGUGGUAUGUUAUUACACAAAUUGGUCAGUGUAUAGGCCGGGAACAGCAAAGUUCAGCCCGCAGAAUAUAAAUCCAUACCUGUGUACACAUCUUGUUUACGCCUUCGGUGGUUUCACGAAGGAGAACACUUUGAAACCAUUCGAUAAAUAUCAAGAUAUCGAAAAAGGUGGAUAUGCGAAAUUUACCGGUUUGAAGACCUAUAACAAGAAUCUAAAAACAAUGUUGGCCAUUGGUGGAUGGAAUGAAGGUUCAUCUAGAUUUUCUCCCAUGGUGGCAAGCGCUGAGAGACGAAAAGAAUUAGUAAAAAAUGUCGUCAAGUUUUUGCGACAGAAUCACUUUGAUGGUCUAGAUCUAGAUUGGGAAUAUCCAAGUUUCCGUGAUGGAGGUAAACCUAGAGAUCGAGAUAACUACGCACAAUUAGUUCAGGAAUUACGUGAAGAGUUUGAAAGAGAAUCACAGAAAACCGGACGACCAAGACUGUUACUUACCAUGGCGGUACCAGCUGGUAUAGAGUACAUUAACAAAGGAUAUGAUGUACCAAAACUCAUGAAAUACUUGGAUUGGAUGAAUAUUCUUAGCUACGACUAUCAUUCCGCGUUUGAACCUUCUGUGAAUCAUCAUGCACCACUCUACCCGUUGGAAGAAGACAAUGAGUAUAACUACGACACCGAAUUGAAUAUCGAGCAUACGAUUCAGCAUUAUUUGAAGGCUGGUGCCAUAAGCGAUAAACUUGUUCUUGGUAUUCCGACUUAUGGUCGCUCCUACACGCUGUUCAAUCCUGAUGCCAAUGACAUCGGAGCGCCUGCUGAUGGGCCGGGAGAAAUGGGAGAUGCUACCAGGGAGAAUGGUUAUUUGGCUUAUUAUGAAAUUUGUGAAGCUGUAAAUUCUGGUGAGUGGACGGUGGUUCAACCUAAUGACGAAGCAAUGGGUCCUUACGCAUACAAAGAAAACCAAUGGGUUGGUUAUGAUGACGAAGCAAUCGCAAGGAAAAAGUCACAAUAUGUUGCUGAUAAAGAUUUGGGUGGUAUUAUGUUUUGGUCCAUUGAUAACGACGACUUUAGAGGAACCUGUCACAAUAAAUCUUACCCAAUUAUUGAAGCUGCUAAGGAAGCUUUAGUUGAAGCUCUUGGGCUUGGUAAUGAGAAUGCCAUUCAAAAAUCAAACAAAAACGCAAAACCACGUACCAGCAGAUACCGCACCAAAACAACUGAAGAACCAUCCACAGAACGUACAAGAAACAGUGGUGGUCGUCAAGGUGCCGAACCUACUUCCUCCCGAAAACGUCCACAAGGCCGCGUUGAAGAAACAAGCAAUACCGGUAGCAGUACAUCAAGUCGCAGACGUCGUCCAAGUUCUAGAAAAUCAAACAAAUCAUCAACCACUGAAUCUAAUGAACCAGUACGAGGAAGUGGUAGUAGUUUAGUGGUAACCACACCAAGUUACAAAACACCAGAACCACCAACAACACCAGAUCCAGGCGGUGAUUUUAAGUGUGAAGAUGAAGGUUUCUACCCGCACCCACGCGAUUGUAAGAAAUAUUUCUGGUGUCUCAGUGGACCCUCCGAAUUGGGUAUUAUAGCUCAUCAGUUCACUUGCCCGUCGGGUUUGUAUUUCAAUAAAGCAGCAUCUUCUUGUGACUACACUCAAAAUGUGCUGUGUAAUAAAAAAACAAAAACCACCACGACCACAACCACCGAGGCCACGGCUACAAAGUCCGGUAUAACUACUAAAACGUCGACAACCACAGAAGAAAUUACAAGAAGACCUGACUCUUUGUCGAUAUUCUCAACGCGUCGACCACCGCCGAAAAUAACUGCCGCAACCAGCAGAACCACUUUUGUCUCUACCACUAAGGCCACUACACCUGAGUAUGAGGAGGAAUAUGAAGAAUAUGAAGAUGAGGACCGUAAAGAUGGCAACGAUACAGAAUCGGAUUCCGAGGAUCCACAAGUGAUUAAAGAGUUGUUGGAGUUGAUCAAGAAAGCUGGUGGUAUCGAAGAACUGGAGAAACAGUUAAACCUGAAAGAUGAUGCUAAUGAACCAACUCAACCGGGAUCCACUACACCUUCACCUAUUAAACAAAUUUUGUAUCAAAAAGUCUUAGCUAAAACCAAAUUGAGCAAUCCCACAAAUCGUCAGAAUUCUAUAAAUUACAACUCAAUUAAUAGAAACCGCAAUAGUCGUGGUCCGCAGUAUGAAGGUUUAACCAAUGAAGACAAAACUGAGAAAUCUUUAGCAAGACCUAAAUAUUCAACUAUUUCCCGUGCGAGAACAACAAGCAACGAAGAUACACCAGAGGAUGAUAAGGAGGAGGUGGUUAAAACAAAAGAAGAAGUUGCUCCGGUUUACGAAAAACCUAAAUAUAUCUCAUUAAGACGUAAUAGGGUCUCUACAGCUGCUCCAGUAGAUGAUGUAGAUGAAGAUAAUGAGGAACCUGUUAAGUUACCUGAAGUUUCUACAACAUCCAAGUCGCCAUAUGUUACUUUAAAGAGGUCUAGACCAACUACAACUACUGCAAGAAACGAGGAGGAACCUUUGGAUAGGGUGGUACUGGGAGAAGAGGAAGUGGAUACUGCAUCACCAAACUAUGUUGUUCUAAAUCGUCAAAGAUCAACCACCACCAAAGCUACAACUUCAAGAUAUAAGGAGAUUAGACGUAGUACAACGGCAGCUCCACCGGUAACUGAGCAAGAAGAAAAAGAAGAGGACAUAACAACUAGUUUUGCAUCACCAACAGCAGACACUAAUUCAAAAAUUACUAACACGCUUCUAACAUUCAUUAGCGAUGAGCCAUUAAGUCACACAUUAAGCUUUGAAACAACAAUACCAUCCAUCACAGAAUCACCCAAAAACGAAAUUCUUGAACCGCAAUUGUUGGAACCGCGCCCAUUCUCAAUCAGCACAAACGCCAAAUUGGUACCAUCAACUACCACAACAACGUCAACAACAACUACAACGAAACUUGUACCAACAUCAUCUUCUUCAACCACAUCAACAACAUCACGCGUGGAGACGGAAGCCCCUAAGGUGAGUUCUAAGUCACUAAGCAAUGUACAGACACAAACAAGAGGUAGGAUUAGGGGUACGGCACGUUUCACGCUUAAAACUGAUGCACAAAAAUCGCCCGACCAGCAACAAGAACAACAACAGCACAUCGACCACACUGAACGCCAUUACAGACCCGAGUCGUCCGCUAUCAGCGACUUGUCAUCACUCACCGCAGCCGAUUUCGGUUUCAAUGUAAAUAAUCCUAACCAUCAUGGCAGACGGUCACGCCCGCGCACUUCCACUAGCACUGUAGUCACACAAGCACCCACUAGCACUGAUACUUUACCACCAUUAUCAACAACUACAACUACAACAACAACACAAGAAACUUUUAAAACGGGUUCACGUACUUUAACUCUAGCACGAGAAUAUUUGAAAAAUUCACAGUUUGGUAGCAGUAGACGCCGUCCGACGACGUCGACUACGACGGUUAGUGAUGAGGGUGUAAAUGUUAGAAUUAAGUCCGUCACCGAAGAGCCCAAAGUGACCAAAGUACAGCGCACGCAUGUACGACGAUUGAGACCUGUUAGUGUCUCCACUCAAACUUCUACAGAGCCUUCGGAAGUGACUCAAGCAAGAAGAUAUCGAGGAAGAAGCACGACGCCAUUACCCUACCGACGAAGGAAUGAAAUUGAUGGUGGUAACACCGACGAUGAUGAUAUUAAACUAUCAGAGAGUAAUAUUUUAGAGAAUAGUGAUUUGAAUCGGGCCAACACGAACGCCAUUAAAGAUGAUGCUAAGGCAGUGCCACGAAAAGUAAUUAAAAGAAUUAGAUAUCCAACCACUAGCACAAGUACUACAACCGAAAGUGCCAUUGAGGAAGAAACUGAAUUAGCUCCUAGCUCAAAUCCUGCAAGUCGCAGCACUGAACCGAAUAUUAUAGUCAGAACUAGGAUUAUUUUAAGAAAAGUGACUUCCACAACGCCAUCUACAACAGCUACUGAGGAGGUAACCCCAGUUGAAGAAAAAACAACUGAAAGUAAUAGAAAAUUCAGAAUUAUUAAACGUAUCAGAACAACACCAUCAACAACUAUUUCUGAUUCUGAAGUUACAGAAAGUGCCGUUCCAAUAAAAACUAGACUGAUUCCAGUUUCGGGUAAUAAAUAUAAUUUGAAUACAAUUUCAAGUACUACUGAAACUUUAGAAGUUCCAUCUAGUACGACUACCACUACUACUACUACCACAACUACUGUUAAACCUAUAGAAGUUGAAAGUACAGAAAAUGAUGUAACUGUUGAACCGAUUGAAGAACAAACUGACAAACCUACUGAUGAAGAUGAUAAUAAUGAUGAUACCACAGAAGUUGCUACUGAUGAACCUGUAAGUUCAAGUACUGCUUCAACUUUGGCGUACACCAACAAAAUCUACAAGUCAGCUGAAGAUAGACCUAAGCUGGACUUGAAAUCCAGAGGAUUUACAACGCCCCACCCUGAAUUAACUUCAAAAUCAGCAAACAGGUUUGAAAGUAGUUCUAAAAAAUCAUUCAAAUUGCGUCCGACUAAAAAUGGUCCCACCGAAGAGCCCCGAAAAGAAGAACUUGAUGAUGUGGGUCAUGGAACAGUUAAACCGUUCAGAAAGUUGGAAAAGCCUACGAUUUUGAGAUCCCGUCCACGAUUUGGUGGUGUGACUAGAGAUGAUACCAUUAGUAGUACUUUCAGAAGUGCUAGUAGGACUCCAUACAAAUUUACUAAAGGUACAACUGCAGCUGUGAUUGAUAAUGAUGAAGAUAACGAAGAUGAAAACAACGAUGAUGAAAGAUUUGACGACAAUGAAGAAAAUGAAGAUGAAGAAGGUGAUUAUGAUGAAGAAGAUGAAGAAGAAGCUAAAACUCCUGCUGUAAGUCGUCCAGCUCUGCCAAGGUUCAAUUUAAACAGAAAUCAAGCUCAAUAUCAAAAACCAGACACAUCUACAAGAUGGACUAAUGUUCCAUUCAAUCCAAAUAGUAAAACUACUAAACGUAUAAAAACCACAACAAGAAAUGGUUACAAGAGGUUCACAAGCACAACACCUCUUAGUACCACAGCUGAUUUAGCUGACAUAAACGUUGAAGCUCUAAAUCAACGUAACAAACAAUUGUUUACCAAGACCAGAAAAAUGAAUACACCAUUCCAAGCGUCUACAACUGUCAGUUCGGCAAGUGUUACAACUGGUAACACCCACUCGGAAUCAACAACCAAUGAAGACACAGAAACUACUUCUGAUUUUACCACUGACAAGUUGGAUAUUACCACAUUUAGCAAUGAAAUUGAAAGUACUGAUAAGUCCAUUACCACUGAACAUGAAGCACAAUCCAAAACUACUACUGAUAAACCAACAACAUUCUAUCACAUCUUCGCUGAGACAGAACCAUCUGUAACCGAAGAUGACAAAACAUUAAAUUCUCUCGAUGGUGAUGUACCCAAUCACUUCGAGAAGUUAAUUGAAGUCAAUCGAAUUGUAGAAAUUAAAAACGGAUCAAACAACGGCACACAAGUGGAUCACCUUGGUGUGAUCAACAGAGUUACCAACAUUGAAGUUGUAAACGGUCAAAACACUGAAGAUUCCAAAGGAGAAUUAAAAAUUAAUAUCAAUGGUCCUAAUAUUGAGACGGAAUACUUGAAUCCAUUUGAUAAUAACAGGAAAGAGCGCAAGUUUGAAAUCUACGGAGAUAGCAAGGUUUUGAAUUACACUCGUCAGAACCCAGCCAUUGUGAAUGCGAAAGCAGUUGAGAUAAUUCCUAAUCAGAUUCUUAUCGAAAGCAAGUCAAACGUGCGAACAAUCACGCCUCGGCCAUUGUUUAAUACUGAAGUGUCAACUAUUGCUUUAGAGGGUUUAUUCAAAACCGAAGCGCCUAGUUAUGCGGAAAUGUCCAGCGGGGAAAACAAAGAUGGCGAAGAGCUGCUAGAAACACAACACACAAAAUAUGUAAAUAUUAAGAUUCUGGAUCAGGAUUACGCGCGUGCGCAGAAGGCAAUCAUCGACCCUAAAGCGAAAUUCGUUCCGGUGAAGAUUCUCCAUGAUGAUGCAAGCGAUGUGAAAGCUCAAGUGGUUGAGGUUGCUAGAAAUGAUAAGGAGGUUAUUAAAAUUGCUCCCAUUGCUGUUGCUGUACAUAAAAAAGAAAAAAGCGCAUAGGUGGAUGGAUUUGAGGUUAAUUAGGUUGUAAUUAAAAGUCUAUACAAAUUAGGAUUGUUCGUGCUAGUCAAACCUAAGAGAUACAAUAGUUGUUAAUAACUCCAAACAAAAUUUGUGUACGAUUUUUUAUCAGAUUCUAUUUAGAAUAGUUUUGGUUUUAUUCAGCACAAAAUUUCGGUUGAUAGAUAAAACGUAUUUUUUAUUUUGUUAUAAUAAAUUGAUUAGUUGAUCACGUUUGUUAUUUGUUUAACUUUCGAAUGACAUUUAGGAUUAACACUAAACUCAUUUGGAUGAAAAUGUAAAAUUACCGCGAUUAGAAAGUGAGACUCAAUAAUUUAGCAAUAAACAGAUGAAGAUUGAAGGCAAUCAAUCAAAGCCAUCGAGAGCGUGUCUCCAAACCGCCAUCACGACCUAAUUUAGCUUGCUAAACUUUUUAUUCAAUCAAUUUCCAUAACCAUGUCGAAGUUGUUUCGUCGCGCACCGCUUGGAAAAGAAGCCAAGAAUGUUUUUGUAUGUAUAUAUAAAUAUAUUGAAGCGAGAAAAGUAAAAAUUCUCUUCAGGUGUUUUGCAUUUUAAGCAAUUAUGUACAUGCCUGCCAUACUGCUUUCUAAUCACUGGCUCUCUGCCUUUGCCGGUGAAACCAUGCCACCACUUUAUGAAGCAAUACUGCCAUCAACACUUGAAUUCGAUAGCGCUGUGGCUUAUAAAUGUACAUAGUGAAAAUGUGUAAAAGUAGAUUUGACACUGCGCAACACUCUCAGCACCGUCGUUUGUGGUUGUACUGCUCGUUCUCAUAUUCUGUGAAUGUUUUUCAGACACCGAAACACCAACUGAUGCCACUUGUUAUCAAACUAACCAAGUAUUUCUUGCUGUAAUGCUCGUGUAGUGAGUAGUUUCUCUUUAACAUCAAAAUUAAACUAAACCAUACUAAACCACAUCAUAUUUUUUUAAACUUUAGUGGAAGCAGUGAAAUUCUGUUUUGUACGUAAUUAGUGAUCUAUUAGUUUACUACUUUUUUUUAAAUAACAAUUAGUUUGUUAGUUACAUGCACUUAUAGUUAUAGACAUAGAACUUCAUUUUUAUUGUAUUGUAUCGAGAUUGUAAAAUAAUUGUUGUUCGGCCAGUAUGUGCGAGUAUUUUUUUUGCUAACAAAACUGUGUGUACAUGUGUUAAAUAUAUGUUAUAUUUAUGUUUAAAAGAA